UCAAACCUUCCAUUCCAUUUAUAGUUCUCACACAGAAAAAGUGUAUGCUAUAUAUAUAUAUAUAUAUAUAUAUUUUCUGUUUCUUUGUGUGUGAUACAAGUCAUAAAGUGAUACCCAGUCAAAUUUUGUUUGUGAUCCAGAGCACGAGACACAAAGCAUUGCAGAUCAAUGGAGCAAGCCCAGAAGAAAGAACCAGUUCAUGUGUACCAUGAUGAUGUUCUUGAUGUUGUUGGGUCGUUCUCUUCUUCUUCUUCUUACUCUUCAACAUCACCCUCUGUUUCUGAAAUUUCUAGUGGGUCAUCGUCGUUGGAAUGUGACUCUUUUGAAGAAGUGACAUCCCCUCCCUCUUCUUCUCCAUCAUCAUCCUCGGCUGAUCAUCGUCAACUUGUAGUUGUGCCUGAUCCAUUGAGUGACAUGUCUUCUAUCUUUCAACAACUCCCCAUCAAGAGGGGGUUAUCAAAAUUCUACCAGGGGAAGUCACAGUCUUUCAUUUCAUUAACAAAUGUGAGGAGCUUGGAGGAUCUUGCAAAGCCAGAGAAGCCUUACAACAAGAGGUUGAAGUCUUGCAAGAGCUAUGGAGGAGGGUUGGCUGAGAACGAAGGGGUUUCAAGGGCUGUUUCCAAGAGGGGAAUGAUGCAUUCAGCAAGUUCAAGGGCUUCGUGUUCUUCUUUGAAUGCAAGAAAAGGAAGUGCUUCUAACUUCAUAGGUAGUAGACCACCAAUUCCUCCUCAUAGAUCAACCACCACUAACACCAUUCGUAAUCAAACUGUGCUGUUUGCAUGAAAGGGACUUGUAAGGAAGCUUUUGCUGUUGUUGAAUGAGUUUUUGUUUUGACUUUUGAGGGUACCAUGUGAGGAUGAUGAUUCAGUAGUUUCUUUUCAGACAAGCACUGUUGGAGAGGGAAAAAGAGAGCAACAACUAAUCUAAAUUUUAUUUUAUUUUUUCACAUGUUCAA
This is a messenger RNA of Vigna angularis (adzuki bean), 955 nucleotides long. RefSeq names its product protein OXIDATIVE STRESS 3. NCBI's taxonomy places the organism in Eukaryota, Viridiplantae, Streptophyta, Magnoliopsida, Fabales, Fabaceae. Bases 169 to 783 code for a protein of 204 amino acids. The record is from RefSeq and is a predicted model, not a curated record. The transcript is spliced from 2 exons.